AUGGCGGCCGUCCCUGCCAGAGACGACCGUCGAAUCAUUCUUCACUUUGAUUAUGAUUGCUUCUACGCCUCCGUCUUCGAAGUCGAACAGCCCGUCUUGAAAUCGUUGCCUUUGGCCGUUCAGCAGAAGCAAAUCGUCGUGACUUGCAACUAUGAAGCCCGACGCCGGGGUCUACGCAAACUCCAACUCAUUCGGGAAGCCAAGCAGAUCUGUCCCGACGUGGUGAUCGUGCUGGGUGAGGAUCUCUCUAGAUUUCGGGAUGUCUCCAAGGAUCUCUACCUCUUCCUGCGCGAUUUUGUUUGGGGAGGUCGUGUGGAAAAAUUGGGCUUCGACGAGUUGUUUUUGGAUGUCACAGACAUGAUCACGUACAACGUGGAUCUGCUGAACCGACACGAUCUAGAACACUCAUUCUUUCAUCUCGACCGCCAGGAGCCCACCGUGGGCUUCCCCUACAAUGCCUCCAAUCCGCUUGGUCCCACCUAUCCGCCGGACUCGGCCUGGUCAUCGCCCGCUGCCCUGCCGGAUUCGUCCUCGCUGGACACCAAGCUUCUGGUUGCCUCCCAUCUAGCAGGUUACCUGCGGGGUCAGCUCGAGGAACAGAAGGGCUACACUGCCACGGUGGGCGUGUCGACGUCGAAACUUCUUGCCAAAUUGGUGGGAAGCACUCAUAAGCCCAACACUCAAACAACCCUCCUCCCGCCAUACGUUGCGGCGCAGCCUGGCGCACAUUCCACCGUCCUCGAUUUCCUCGACGCCCACGAGAUCCGAAAAAUCCCCGGCAUCGGCUCGAAAAUCGCCCAACGGAUCACUUCCCAUCUCGUCAAAACAGGCGUUCGAUCGGAAACCAUCCAACAUGAAACAGCCCCUGUCGGAGAUACCCCCGUCACGGUUCGAGACGUGCGUCGGUGUCCCGGCAUGAGCCCCUUACUUCUAGAUAAGAUCCUCGGCGGCCCCGGAUCCCCCAAGGAUAUUGGAAUUAAAUUCUGGAGACUGAUCCAUGGCGUAGACCAUUCGGAGGUCCGGGAGGCUCGGGACUUACCCACUCAGAUCAGUAUCGAAGACACUUACGGGCGCAUGGAUACUCUCGAUGCGGUCAGACGGGAGCUGGUCUCUUUGACGGUCAGUCUUCUCCGGCGCAUGCGAACUGAUCUGACGGAGAGACUGGACGAGAGCGAGGCAGCGACCGGGCGAGUCCCUGGCUCGCGCCAACCUUUAGAAGAAACGGUUCGCAUGCGAUGGCUGGCUCGCCCUAAAACUCUACGUCUCUCUACGCGACCUCGGCCGCCUCCUACGCCGGAUGGUGGACAGAUUCGCAGCUUCAACCGCAUCUCACGCUCUGCACCUCUCCCCCAGUAUGCGUGCAACUUGGACGAGAAUGUUGAUGCGCUGGCGGAGCGACUCGUGCAAGAUCUGGUCAUGUCCAUGUUCCGGAAACUUCAUCCCGAGAAGUCUGGAUGGAACCUGCAUCUGUUAAACGUCGCUGUGACGAACAUGAUCGAGACAGCCGGGGAGCGGAAGCAGAGUAGCGGUCGGGACAUAGGGAAGAUGUUCCAAAACCAAGAUAAAGCAGAUCAAGUGCCCUUCCGUCAAAUGGAACAAGGCUUGUUACCGAUCACGCAGUCAUCCAUACCGAACGUCUCCAGUGAAUCUGACCUUCGACCCGGUCCGGGGGUUGAUGCGUGGGAGGAGAGCGAUGAGGAGGAGGAGGACAUGGCCUGCGUAGCCUGUACCAUCUGCGGAGCAUUGAUCCCACAUUUUGCGCUUGUAGCCCAUGAGAUCUAUCACUCCGCACCGGGGGGAUGA
Molecule: messenger RNA, 1803 nt
Organism: Aspergillus affinis
Lineage: Eukaryota; Fungi; Ascomycota; Eurotiomycetes; Eurotiales; Aspergillaceae
Product: putative DNA polymerase iota
Exons: 3
Coding region: 1-1803 (600 amino acids)
Biological process (GO): translesion synthesis
Molecular function (GO): damaged DNA binding; DNA-directed DNA polymerase activity
Source: RefSeq, a predicted model, not a curated record